CCCACUUGAAGCCGCAAUUUGGCCGAAUGAGCAGCGCCAACCGAAUCGACGCGACCUGCGUCGGUCUCUCGCAGUUCUGCGCCAAGGACGUCGCUGGUUUCCGUGGCGUCAUCAAGACCGAGCCCGACGACUUUCAAGUCCGCGAGGUUGACGAGGCAGGCCAGGUCGUGGACCUCGACGCAGCGCAGUCGCCUGCCUUGCCCACAAACGCCAUGCCCGAGACGGCCAAAAAGACCAGCCAGGCGAUUGAGGUGGCAGUGCCAGACUGCGGCUGGGAAGCCUUCCUCCUCCAGCGCAUUGGCGAGAGCGCGUGCGCUGACGUUGCCGCGGUGGCCUCGGGGACCAUUGGCAGCUACGCGCUACCCAGCCCGGACGACCUCGAGGACAAGGUCGCCCUCCUCAAGGCCAUCCAGUUUGUCCACCCCGCGCUGCAGUGCGACACGGUGCGCGCGUCGACCAAUGACGCUGGCGACACGAUACCCGCCUCGAUAUCGCUCUCGCUCGACCCGCUCUAUGUCAAGCUCGAAAAAGGCGGCUUGGCGGUCGACGACUGCAAGCGCGUCAUGACGUUCCUCGUCCACGGGCCGUUGGCGCCGUCUGCCGAAGCUGGUGUUCGAUUGGAGCAAGAGCUCACAAAGGAGGCGCGGACCAAGGUCCACCGGCUAUUUGCGACCGCAACCGCCUGUCUCGUGACCAAGACCAACGCGGCACAGGGCAUUGACGUGUUCUUUUCGCCCAAAAUGCUGCAGCGGCGCAAGCGCAAACAGCAGUUUUACGUGCAAUUCGUACUGCAAAAGGUCGACGUCGACCACUUUACCGCACUCGAGGCGCUCGCCCGUGCGGCCAAGACGCCGACAUCUAGCUUUACGUACGCCGGCACCAAGGACAAGCGCGCAAUCACGACCCAGCGCCUUGUCGCGCAAAGCGUCGCACCCCGUGCGCUCCUCGACGCUCACACAGCGCUGGCACCGAUGGGCCUCGCUGUCGGGCACCUCGCGUACGUCGCCACUCCUCUGACGCUAGGGCAAUCGGGCGGCAACCAGUUUACCAUUCGACUGCGGAACGUCGAGGGAACCCCGGACGUUGUCAACGCGGCAUUUGCGAGCGUCGGCGCGACUGGUUUUAUCAACUACUUUGGGCUCCAGCGCGUGGGCUCGCCGCUCCAGAGCGUGCGCACCCACCAUGUUGGCCAAGCUCUCUUUCAGCGAGACUAUGCCAGAGCGAUCUCGCUUUUGUUUACAUCCUCCGAUUCCGACACACCGGGUCUCGCGUCGGCCAAGACGACGUUUCGUAGCUCGCGGGAUGUGAAUGCCGCGCUGCGUGCGCUGCCCCCGUCGGCCGUCACCGAGCGCGCUCUGCUCAUGGGGCUCAAGCGCUACGGCGCGGACGCACACGAGAAGGCGGUGCUCAAUUUACCGCAUCACCGCCGCGUCAUGUACCUGCAUGCGUUCCAGAGCCUUCUCUUCAACCUCCUCGCGUCAUAUCGUGUCGCCACGUACGGCGCCAACGUCGUUGCUGGUGACCUUGUGCUCGAUGCCGCGACCAACAGCGUGUGCAUCGUUGCAUCGGCCGACGACGCGACCCGCUGUGAUCUCAACGAUGUCGUGCUGCCCCUCUUUGGGAGCCACACGACGGUGCCGACGCACGCCGUCGGCGACUACUACAAGCAGGUGCUGAGCGAGCACGGCAUCUCGGAACAUCAAGCGCAGCAACUCAAGGGGGCGUAUCGGCGUGUCUUUUGCGUGCCAAAGGACCUGCACUGGACGCAAACCACGGAGAACGCCACGGUGACCGUGUCGUUCCAGCUUCCUCCUGGUUCGUUUGCAACGAUGCUGCUUCGGGAAGCGCUCAAGCACAUGGACUUUGACGCCACUGUCGGCAGUAACGCCACCGAGUAGAGACUAGCAAUAUAGAGCGUCAUGACGAGCCAUAUGCAGCAUCCUACCGUCCUAUCCACGGAAUCUACAGGCCUGCAAAGUUGCACCUGCUAUAUGGUUUUGCCGCGUCUACGCGCUUUUAAGCGAACAGAGCAACGACUAGACUAGUAUAACGAUUGAACUCGAUUCGUUCGCACGUGA
This is a messenger RNA of Saprolegnia diclina VS20, 2078 nucleotides long. RefSeq lists its product as hypothetical. Gene Ontology annotation, molecular function: pseudouridine synthase activity; RNA binding. Gene Ontology annotation, biological process: pseudouridine synthesis. NCBI's taxonomy places the organism in Eukaryota, Oomycota, Saprolegniomycetes, Saprolegniales, Saprolegniaceae. Bases 27 to 1898 code for a protein of 623 amino acids. Gene Ontology annotation, cellular component: nucleus. The record is from RefSeq and is a predicted model, not a curated record. The transcript has 11 exons.